AAACGUCAGACAAUAUCCAGCUUAUGCGGUGUCCGGCGAUUGGGGACGGCCAGCCGGGGCCAGGGAGGACGGGCCAGGGACAGUCGCAGGGACUACUAAAUUAGCACGGCCUGGGGCCUGGCUUUAUUAUGGAAAUGAACUACUCAUACGACAUGCACUUAUUGGAGCUGCUGUGGACGUCGCCGGGGGCUGGAACAGGGACUGGAGUUGACAUCGAGGUUGACUGGGCCAAGUUUAGCGAUUUCAGGGCCGGGGUUGAGCUGAUUUGGUCUACAUCGACCGAAUGGUAGUCAUUUUGGGCUCGCGGGCGCGACCAGCUGCGCUCGGGAGUGGGCGAGGGCUCGGAAUGAAUCCCCGAACGUCAUGAGGGAGACGUAACGAGGCAGCUCCUUUCAAUUCAGACAUACAACACAGUUUGCAUAACACACGAACCCUAGUGUUAGGGCCUCGCGCCCCACAACCUGUUUCAGUGCCUCCACCGUGGUAACGCGCACCGCACAAACGCGAGGCCAUCAAGACCAGCUUAGUGGCACCCUGUAACCUGCAAGGAAACGGUUCAUGCAAGACCCCCCACCGCCGCCGGAUGCGGUCGGCACAUACAACUACACUCAAUAUCCAGUCAUCCCGCUUUCUGGCGGUUCAUUCGCAGCUGGGUUCGGCCUGUACCAUGACCUGGGCACGAAGCUGCCUCUGCCGAAAGGCAUGCAGGAGCGCGGCACCAUUCGCCCAACGUACUACGUAUCAGAGCGGCUAGAGUAUACAGUUCGCUCGGACUGGGCCAACAAAUUCGGUGACCACGCGCGGCAGUACUGGUACUUUGAAAUAGAAGAGUGGGGAAUUGGCCGUGGCGAGAGUGUCAUCACGUACGCGACUGGGCUGUACAAGGAGGUAGUGCGGCGGCGGGUCACGGUGCGGUAUCGCCUGUGCGGUGGUGGGAUGUGCUGGUCGCCCAGUGCCGGUUGCUGGGUCAGUCCGGAGGAGUGGGGCGACAGCGGGCCUGGCAACCCUCUACUGCGGCUAGCUCGCUACCUGCCGGCUGCACAUGACGAGGCUGCACGGGAGCUGUGCUCCAGCGCCCCCCCGGACUGCCGGCGCAAGAAGCAGGAGGAGCCUGAGGAGCCUCUUGCUUGGCAGCUGCCGCGGUAGUUAGCAGUGGGCAGGUUCGCAGGGCCGAGGUGCUGGCUGUGUCGCUAGUUGGUGCAUUGUAAGCCGAAGUUAAG
This is a messenger RNA of Chlamydomonas reinhardtii, 1220 nucleotides long. RefSeq lists its product as uncharacterized. Bases 559 to 1146 code for a protein of 195 amino acids. Lineage: Eukaryota; Viridiplantae; Chlorophyta; Chlorophyceae; Chlamydomonadales; Chlamydomonadaceae. The transcript is spliced from 2 exons. The record is from RefSeq and is a predicted model, not a curated record.